Molecule: messenger RNA, 2014 nt
Organism: Lingula anatina
Lineage: Eukaryota; Metazoa; Brachiopoda; Lingulata; Lingulida; Lingulidae
Biological process (GO): epidermal growth factor receptor signaling pathway; positive regulation of cell population proliferation; positive regulation of mitotic nuclear division
Source: RefSeq, a predicted model, not a curated record
UGGCUGAUAUAUAUACGUGCUUUCUCACUGCCUGGGAUUACUACCAAUGUUACUAUUACGGCAACACGCGUUCGGAGCGACUGCAGCCAGUGCAGGAUAGUACAUAUAGUAACAGUGGAAAGUAAAUACCAGAGUCAUUGGUGACAUUUUCUGAUUCAGAGAGCGGUCUUCAUGACAACACCGAUAUAAUGAAAUUUUAUCAAAUUUCAUGUGAAUUGGGGAUUGUUUUAAACCUCAUAGUUAUAGUGUGCGCUACACAAAGUGAGUUUGUUAAUUUAUCUACGUUAUCAUUCCCUGACAGGAAACGCCAUUACGAGCAAUUCCAUAGGAAAUAUACGAAGAGGGGACAUUGGAAGAAUAAGCCAGCUUUGAAAAAGAUGUAUUGUGAUGUUUUAGAGAAAUACGCCACAUUAUUACAGAAACUAACAGGGCGUGAUGCACUGCAUGAAAUGGCCGGGAGGCAAUGGGAAGACAGUAGACGGUACAGACGUGAAGUUCGAAAUGACAUAGAGUACCAGGUGUACGGCAAGGUAGUGCACAGGAAAAAACCUGAAGUGAACCCUCUAGGCAAAUUCUUUAGCAGUCUAAACUCUAGGACUAAACGUGGAUUGCGCUCGUCCGGGAGUACGAAGAAACUCACCGAAAGAAUACGAGAAAUCAUGGAGCUAACCCACAGGCUCGAGCACAGAGACAAUAGCCACGAUACAGUCAUAGACGGGUCGGGUGAUGGAGAAGUGGGCCCAACCGAUAUCGUUAUCUCUACUACUUCGACCAACAGGGGCACUGAAAGCGCAGGGUCCGCGGAGAAUAAUAACCAUUCCAUUCAAAAAGUACCUAGAAAGAAAGACAACCCGCACGUGUCAGAUUGUGACGAAUCUUACAGGCAUUACUGCUUUAACGGAGGCACGUGUUUCCGUGUGAAGGCUUUGAAUCAAACCUCUUGCAGUUGCCCAGAGGGGUUUACGGGGAACCGAUGCCAAGAACACAUCAACCGGAGCGUUCUCCAGGUUUUGGAGUACGGGAUAUUUAUUGGUGCGGCGGGAAUUGAAAAUUUGGCCAUAGCCUGUGGAAAACCUGAAUACAUCUUUUUACGGCCUGAUAUUCGGGAUAAGAUUUAGGGCUUCAUGACUCGCAGUAGGCAAGCAGGUCAAACUCCCAGACGAAUCCUGGACCACCCUAACGGCGUUCGUGAUACCGUUUGACUGUGGUUACAAGAUGUUCUUACUGUGAUCUUCGCUAGCUUGAACAGUGUGCUUCACAGGGUAGUGGACCGCAGGAUCGGCCACGCCCACUGGCUUGGACUUCUUGAGAGGACAAUACUUUUUUUGCCUUUCCGUCCUCAGAAUUUACGGGAAUAACUUUGGAAUGGCAGAUUGCCUUUUUCUUGACAAAAAGUACUUGACCACCCCUUAAGCUGCUUGUCUGUCAGGUAUCCCUCCAACGCCGACCUAGUAUCUCUAGUGCAUUUUAAGGACGCACGGCUACGGUCUCUCACUCACAUGGGCAAAUAGGUCCGGGGAAUAUGAUGAUGAUAAAUUUAAAACAAAGUUUAACACUAACUGUAACCAUGGAUGCGUAGAAAAGAAGAUACAAUUUCUGGACUGAAAAUAUUUUAUUGACAAUUUCCCGUGGCAUAAGCAUAAAACAUAGACUAACAACAAGUUACUUGUUUUGCUGUUAUCAUUAUAUAGUAAAUAUGCACAGACUCAUAAAAUUUCUUCCAUUGCUAGCUUUAGCAUUGUCGCUGUAGUCUGCAUUAUUAGAAAGUACUUUAAAUUUUUAUCGUUACAUAUUCGUGGACCAUGACAUUAAUCAACUUGACGCACUUCAAACACAAUUAAUUGUGAUCAGAAUUUUCUUUUAGACAUGUGAAUAAUUUAUUAAUUUAUUGAUAUCUAUAUCUGUGGCUUGAUGUAUAAACUCCGUAUCGUUGUGUGCAUCUGUGUCUGAAUAUAUUUUCAUUGUCGUAAUCUCGUUCUUGCAUUUGUCUUAAAUAUAAUUGUCUUUAAAAAUA